AUGAUACAAAGAUUUGUCGAGACUCCGCUGGCAGUGCGGCCACAGCAACAAGCAUUUUUAUCGCCGUUGGAUGCGGCGUGGGAUCCUUCAUUGCCAACUGAAGAUGUAGACGAGUACUGCUGGACGCCUCUGCAGCUCGCUGCUAGAAGCGGGGAUCUUCAGGCUGUUCGAGAUAUCCUCGCCUCAGCAGGUACCUUUGCCGUCAACGAACCUCCAAAAGGCUAUUAUGGCCAAACGGCCCUACAAGCAGCCUGCAUGCAAGGACAUGAAGCCGUCGUGAAAUGUCUGCUCGCCGCUGGAGCGGAUAUUCAUUUCUGCGGUGGAAAUAACUUUCAGCGUACUGGGCUACAGAUUGCUUGCGGGCAGGGGAAUGAAAGGGUCGUCCGCCUGCUUCUAGAAGCAAGCUCAGAGGUCAACAUGAGUCCCGCAACGAAUCACGGCAUCCGGAUACUUACAGGAAGCCAACAAGAGGGGCACUCGCCGCCGAAAGUUUAUGCUGUCGCUCGCUACAAUGGAAGAACUGCGCUGCAGGCAGCAUCAGAACGCGGCCAUCUCACCAUCGUGAAGCUGCUCUUGGAUCGUGGUGCCGAGGUGAAUGCGCCCCCGUCGCCAGUAGCAGGUCGUACCGCUUUACAGGCAGCGGCAAGGGGCGGUUUUAGGGUAAUCGUGCAGCUGCUGCUUUCUCUUGGGGCGCAGGUCAAUGCCCCGUCAGCAAGGUAUAAGGGCAUUACAGCUCUUCAGGGGGCAUGCCUGCAAGGCAAUUCGGAGAUCGUGGAGCUUUUACUCAGGUCAGGCGCUGAUGUACAUGCCUCAGGCGGCGGCUACGAUGGUGACGGGACUGCUUUGCAUGCGGCUGCUGAGAAAGGACAUCUGGAGGUUGUGAAAAGGCUCAUCGGCGCUGGUGCCGAUGUCAAUGCGACCUCUAAUCGCAGGGGGCAGACUCCAUUGCAAGGGGCGCUGGCUGGAGGACACGAAUUGGUCGUCGAAUAUCUCAAAGGUUUGGGCGCUGUGGGUAGGACUGGGGGAGGUUUCUUUAUCUUUGAUCAUUCAGCUGGCUAG
Molecule: messenger RNA, 1059 nt
Organism: Trichoderma gamsii
Lineage: Eukaryota; Fungi; Ascomycota; Sordariomycetes; Hypocreales; Hypocreaceae
Exons: 1
Coding region: 1-1059 (352 amino acids)
Cellular component (GO): cytoplasm; nucleus
Molecular function (GO): protein binding
Source: RefSeq, a predicted model, not a curated record